Molecule: messenger RNA, 1583 nt
Organism: Ochotona curzoniae (black-lipped pika)
Lineage: Eukaryota; Metazoa; Chordata; Mammalia; Lagomorpha; Ochotonidae
Gene: ASB4
Product: ankyrin repeat and SOCS box containing 4
Exons: 5
Coding region: 201-1481 (426 amino acids)
Biological process (GO): intracellular signal transduction
Molecular function (GO): protein binding
Source: RefSeq, a predicted model, not a curated record
CCAGAGUAAAGGACUUGAAAAGGCAGUGACAGCCAAGAAGGAUAUUUUGAAGUUUGAAAUGAUCCCUAUAUAAAUAGAACGGAUCAGCAUAACUUUGGGAUAAAAUUAGCCAACGGUUUGUGGGCUCCGUAGCAUGUGCCUGGUUGCUUGAUGCUGCUCUUCUGAUAAAUCACAACAAAGCUUCCAGAGGGAGAGGAAGGAUGGACGGCUCCACUGGCCCGGUCACCAAGUCGGGAGCUGCCAAAUUAGUGAAGAGAAAUUUCCUUGAGGCUCUCAAGUCAAAUGACUCCGGAAAAUUGAAGGCUAUUUUAAUCCAAAGGCAAAUAGAUGUGGACACAGUUUUUGAAGUUGAAGAUGAGAAUAUGGUUUUGGCAUCUUAUAAACAAGGUUACUGGUUACCUAGUUACAAAUUGAAGUCCUCCUGGGCCACUGGCUUGCACCUGUCUGUCUUGUUCGGCCAUGUGGAGUGUCUGCUGGUGCUGCUGGACCACAAUGCUACCAUCAACUGUAGACCCAACGGCAAAACCCCUCUGCACGUGGCUUGUGAGAUGGCCAACCUGGAUUGUGUGAAGAUCCUCUGUGACCGCGGGGCGAAGCUCAACUGUUACUCCUUAAGUGGCCACACGGCCUUGCACUUCUGUACAACUCCAAACUCUAUUCUCUGUGCCAAGCAGUUGGUUUGGAGAGGGGCCAAUGUGAACAUGAAGACCAACAAUCAGGAUGAAGAGACACCCUUGCACACAGCUGCCCACUUCGGCCUCUCAGAGCUGGUGGCCUUCUACGUGGAGCAUGGCGCUGUUGUGGACAGCGUGAAUGCGCACAUGGAGACCCCACUGGCCAUUGCUGCCUACUGGUCCCUCCGCUUCAAAGAGCAGGAGUACAGCCAAGAGCACCACCUCAUCUGCCGCAUGCUGCUCGACCACAAGGCCGAGGUCAAUGCUCGGGAUGAUGACUUCAAGUCUCCCCUGCACAAGGCAGCCUGGAAUUGUGACCACGUCCUCAUGCACAUGAUGCUGGAAGCUGGUGCCGAAGCCAAUCUCAUGGAUAUCAAUGGCUGCGCUGCCAUUCAGUAUGUGUUGAAGGUCACCUCGGUGCGCCCAGCCGCCCAACCUGAGAUCUGUUACCAGCUGCUCCUGAACCACGGGGCUGCUCGCAUCUACCCGCCACAGUUCCACAAGGUGAUCCAGGCUUGCCAUUCUUGUCCCAAAGCCAUCGAAGUUGUGGUCAAUGCCUAUGAGCACAUCAGGUGGAACAUUAAGUGGAGAACGGCCAUCCCCGAUGAUGACUUGGAGAAAUACUGGGAUUUCUACCACUCUCUCUUUACCGUGUGCUGCAACUCUCCAAGGACGCUCAUGCACUUGGCACGAUGCGCUAUUCGAAAGGCUUUGAACAACAGAUGUCACAAAGCAAUUCCUUUGCUGUCCCUCCCAUUGUCAUUGAAAAAGUACUUGCUCUUAGAGCCAGAGGGAAUCAUUUAUUAAGCCUGAUGAGACAGCAGUUCCUAAUCCUAGAUGUGUAAGUGCAUGUGCUAGUUAGACAUAGUUUGCAUAAAUAAAGUAGUGCUUGGGUUGAUUAUAACACAU